Molecule: messenger RNA, 6342 nt
Organism: Spea bombifrons (plains spadefoot toad)
Lineage: Eukaryota; Metazoa; Chordata; Amphibia; Anura; Pelobatidae
Gene: LTBP1
Product: latent transforming growth factor beta binding protein 1
Exons: 34
Coding region: 472-5493 (1673 amino acids)
Molecular function (GO): calcium ion binding
Source: RefSeq, a predicted model, not a curated record
GCAGAAAGACCUACACUGGCAGCUCAAGCAACCUAAACAUCUGCUCCUUAUAGAAACCCCUUGAACUGCCCCCUUUUCCAUCUCCUCCUACUUUCUCUCUCACUCUUUCUCUAAACUCUCUCCCUCUCACCCUUUCUCUUUCUUAACUCUCUCCCCCUACUUAUCUUGGCUGCUGCAUUAUAACAAGAUCCUCAGACACAGACCAAUGCCUCCUUCACUGUUUCCUUCAACCAUCUGAAAUCAGGUUUAUUUACUGGCUACAGCUAUACAGCUUCUGAGCCUCAAGUUUGCCUGGAACCAGGAGAGCUUCUUUGCAAGCAAGAGGAGAAGAACGAAUUCGCAAGAAUAAGGAUCCAGAGAAAAAGGGAGAAAAGCGUCUAAUCCAAAGGAGGAGCAGAAAAAGCCAAAAUACUUUUUAUUGCUGGAGGACAUAUACUUAUUAACAGUAAAGUGUGACAGUCUGCUGCAUACAUGGCUUACAACAGGUGGGGGAUUUUGCUCUGUGCAUUUGUCUGCUUAUCCUGUGUUGUUGCUAAUAUAGAAAGAGUAAGGAAGAUCACUUAUGUGGUGCACCAUGGACCUCCUGGGAUCUAUCAGCAGCAGCACCCUGUACCUCUUAGCAAUCGUAAUAUCCUCGUAAGCAACAGGCAACCGAGUGGGAGCCAUGUGAACACUCAGGAAAGGACUCGCAGGAUGAGCAGAGUGACUUCCAGCUCUUCUUUGGUGCAUCAACCCCAGCAACUUGUAGGAGACAAUGCUGGCCAGUCUGUGAGCAAAGUGACCAGGCACUUAUCCUACUCCAGAAGCAGCCUGCAGCAGGACACACAGAGGAAUCCCAGCUUGCUGCAGCAGAAACUCCAGCUUCAGGGAGUUAAUGUUUGCGGAGGCAGAUGCUGUCAUGGCUGGAGUAAAUCUCCUGGGUCGGAGCGAUGUACAAAACCCAACUGUAGUCCACCAUGUCAGAAUGGAGGGAUGUGUCUGCGUCCUCACUUAUGUGUAUGCAAGCCAGGGACAAAGGGCAAAGUUUGUGAAGAAAGUGCCACCAAAGACACAUCUUCAACUGCUAAUGGAGGUCAUGGUCCAGGAUUUCCUGCACCUCCCUCUCGGCCUAUUCCUCAGCAGGCUGCCCCACAGACCUACCCGAAAAAGGUACAGGCCUCGCCAGAAUCCAGUCCAGUAGGACAAGUGACGUUGGCACUGAAGCAGAAACCACAUGUAGUCUUAUCUCAGCAGGCCCAGCAGCCACAAAUGAUUCCACCACAACCGUUAACAAUGAACCUUCAGCAUGGGCAGACUCAGCAAUUCAUGAUCAAGCCCAAGUACAUCUCUAAGUCCAAAAAUGCAUUUCUGGGUGAACAAUCUACAGAGGGUUCUCUGCCGCUCAGAGGAGGAUUUGACCAACCAGGAUCACAUUUCCUCAUGGGAAAUCAGACUGGACGUAUUAAGGUGGUCUUCACACCCAGCAUUUGCAAAGUGACCUGCACUAAGGGGCAUUGUCAGAACAGCUGUGAAAAAGGAAACACCACCACGCUCAUUAGUGAAAACGGCCAUGCUGCUGAUACCCUGACAUCGAGUAACUUCAGAGUAGUUAUUUGUCACCUUCCUUGCAUCAAUGGAGGACAGUGCAUCGCUCGAGACAAAUGUCACUGCCCCCCUAAUUUUACCGGCAAGCUCUGUCAGAUCCCAGUCCAUAAUGGCAACCUCCAGAAACCAUAUUCACAACAACAACAACAUACACUGAAGGCUACUGGUCCCCAUGUGAUUCACUCUACACAUACUUUGCCUCUAACUGUGACCGGACAACAAGGAAUUAAAGUGAAUUUCCCACCAAAUAUGGUCAACAUACAUGUCAAGCAUCCCCCAGAAGCCUCUGUACAAUUUCAUCAGGUGUCCAGAAUAGAGAGCUCCUCUUCUACACAGAAGAAGGACAGUCAGAUUGGACAAACUCAGAUCUCUUAUCAUGGCAUCCAGAAGCAUAAUUUACCACACAACGUGUAUCCACACCAGCAGACCAUACCCAAUGUGUAUCCAGUCUCUGCAAAAACCCAACUUGGACGCUGUUUCCAAGAAACUACAGGCACUCAAUGUGGCAAACCAUUGCCGGGACUUUCCAAACAAGAUGAUUGCUGUGGUACCGUUGGAACUUCUUGGGGAUUCAACAAAUGCAUGAAAUGUCCAAAAAAGACAAACUAUCCUGGUUAUUCCCAACUGAUGGAAUGUCCCCAAGGCUACAAGCGGAUCAAUGCUACCUUCUGCCAAGAUAUUAAUGAAUGCCGUCUGCAAGAUGUAUGUCCAAAUGGAGAGUGUCUAAACACCAUUGGUAGUUACAGAUGCACAUGCAAGCUGGGCUUUGUGCCAGAUCCCACAUUAUCUGCCUGUGUAGCUGAUAAUCCUUUGGUGUCUGAAGAGAAAGGUCCUUGCUACCGCCUUGUCAGCACAGGAAAGCAAUGUAUGCACCCUCUGUCUGUCCAGCUCACCAGGCAGCUGUGCUGUUGCAGCGUGGGCAAAGCAUGGGGACCCCAUUGUGAGAAAUGCCCCGUUCUUGGUACAGCUGCCUUUAAAGAGAUCUGCCCAGCUGGAAUGGGCUAUACAAUGCCAGUAGUACGAGUCCCACCACCGGCCAGAACUUACACUGUACAACCUCCAGUUAGAACAACCCGUACACCGGUCAUUACAAAGGAAGAACCUAUAGAAGCAUUAUCUGUGGCCGAAAAAAAUGAUCCUGAUGAGUCGGCAAAGGAAGAUUCUGCAUCAAAUUCUGAACAGGAACUUGUAACAUUAGAAAAAGACAAACAUAUAGUGGACCGUGGACAGCCUCAGCUUUCCCCUGGAAUUUCAACUAUUAACCUCGAACCUCAGUUCCCAGUUGUUGUUGAGAAAUCAUCUCCACCAGUUCCUGUUGCAAUUGCCCCAGAUGUUUCCACAUCAAGUGCAAGCCAAGUAAUUGCCCCUACUCAAGUCACAGAGAUCAAUGAAUGUGUCGUUGAUCCUGAUAUAUGUGUAGAGGGGCAGUGUGUCAAUCUCCCAGAAGGAUACACAUGUAUCUGCUUUGCCGGAUACAAGCUGAAUGAGGAGAGGACCAAAUGUGUUGACAUCAACGAAUGUGAAAUGGCUCCCUAUCGCUGCUCACAUGGCCGCUGCGAAAACAAUAUGGGCAGUUUUCUCUGCAUUUGCCCAGCAGGAUACAUGGCUAAUGAACAAGGAACUGAUUGUGUUGAUGUUAAUGAGUGCUUGCAGCCCAACGUAUGUGAGAACGGGCUGUGUAUCAACACUGCAGGCUCCUUCCGUUGUGAAUACUGUGCUGAUGGGUUCCGCAUGAACAGGCGAGGGCAGUGCGAAGAUAUUGAUGAAUGCCUGACUCCAAGCACCUGUCCUGAUGACAAAUGCGUUAACAAUCCAGGCUCUUAUGCCUGUGUUCCUUGUGCAGAAGGAUACAGAGGAUUAAAUGGAAGAUGCUACGAUAUCAAUGAAUGUCAAGAAGACUCAACAUUGUGUGCCAAUGGCGACUGCACUAAUCUUGCUGGAUCUUUCAAAUGCACUUGUCGAACAGGUUUUGAUGCAACCUCUGAUGGCAAGCAGUGUAUAGAUGUGGAUGAAUGUCAGCUUGGCAACUUAUGCUUGAAUGGCCAGUGCCACAAUACUGAAGGUUCAUUCAUGUGCUCCUGCAACCAGGGAUUCCAGCUGGCAGCAUCCAGGGAUCAGUGUGAAGAUAUUGAUGAAUGCCAGCAUGCAAAUCUAUGCAGUCAUGGUCAGUGCAGAAAUACCGAGGGGCAUUUUACAUGCAUAUGUGAUCAAGGUUACAAAGUAUCGCCUGCUGGAGACCAGUGUGAAGACAUAGAUGAGUGUCUGGAAGAAGAAGAAGCUUGCCAGGGAGGAGGAAGCUGCCACAAUACAGAUGGGGCGUUUGAAUGCACGUGUCCGCUUGGAUUUCAGCUUAUACAUGGACGAAGAUGUCAAGACAUUAACGAGUGUGAGAAUACCGAACUGUGCUCACCCAAUGGGGAAUGUCUCAACACACCUGGUUCUUUCCAUUGUAUCUGUGAACAAGGCUUUAUACCAUCAGCCAAUGGGAGCACAUGUGAAGACGUUGAUGAAUGUGCUAACAUCAGUCAGUGUGGCAGCCAAGGCUUUUGUGAAAAUGCAGAUGGCUCCUACCGCUGCCUCUGUUACCAGGGGUACCAAGAUUCAUUGGAUGGGCAAGGGUGUGUGGAUGUGAAUGAAUGUGAAAUGCUAAGUGGAGUUUGCGGUGAGGCCCGCUGUGAAAAUGUGGAAGGAGCAUUCCUCUGCCUGUGUUCCGAUGACGAGACUCAGGAAUACGACCCAAUGACAGGCCAAUGCCGUUUCCGCGACAUGCCUGAUGUACAGUAUGAUGAUGAGAAGAAAGAAUGCUACUACAACCUUAAUGAUGUCAAUUUCUGUGGCAAUGUCCUGACUGUUAAUGUAACUAAGCAAGAAUGCUGCUGCACCUUAGGAGCUGGAUGGGGUGAUAACUGCGAGAUAUUUCCAUGUCCUGUCUUAGACUCCGAUGAAUAUGCAGAAAUGUGCCCUAAAGGAAAAGGUUACAUUCCUUCACAGGACACCCUGUACGACGGCGCUGGACUGACCUAUCAAGAUGCUGAUGAAUGCAUGUUGUUUGGAAAAGAAAUAUGUAAGAAUGGAUUCUGCCUUAACACGGAGUCUAGUUAUGAAUGUUACUGCAAACAAGGCACAUACUACGAUGCUGUGAAAUUUCAGUGUUUAGAUAAUGAUGAAUGCCAGGACCCGAACAGUUGUAUUAAUGGAGAGUGUAUCAACACAGAGGGCUCUUACAGCUGUUUCUGCACACGGCCUAUGGUUUUAGAUGCAACAGGAAAGAGAUGCAUACGACCAUUGGAUGCAGUUGAACCCACAGAAGAAACAGAUGUUUUCCAAGACCUGUGCUGGCAAGACUUAAGUGAAGACUUUGUGUGCAGUAGGCCUUUGGUUGGAAAACAGACAACUUAUACAGAAUGCUGCUGUUUGUAUGGCGAGGCCUGGGGAAUGCAAUGUGCCCUCUGCCCAAUGAAAGACUCAGAGGACUACGCUCAGCUUUGCAACAUUCCAGUUAGAUAUAGACAACCUUACGGAGAAGAUGCUCUUGACUUUUCUGAGGACUAUCCUUCACCCGAUCCAUAUAGUCUUCAGGAACGUGUUGGAGGAAGAAAGUAUGAAGAGCUGCAGGCUGAGGAGUGCGGCAUUUUAAACGGAUGCGAAAACGGAAGAUGUGUGCGAGUACAAGAAGGGUACACCUGUGAUUGCUUUGAUGGAUUUCACCUGGAUAUGAUGAAAAUGACUUGUGUUGAUGUCAACGAAUGCAACGAGUUGAACAGCAGAAUGUCUCUCUGCAAGAAUGCCAAGUGUAUCAACACAGAAGGGUCAUACAAAUGUGUCUGCCUGCCAGGCUACGUACCAUCAGAUAAGCCAAACUACUGCACAGCACUGAACUCAGACAAAGACCAAAGUGAAUUGGAAUAAACGGACGCUUAACCAAUUUCAAAGCCCAUAUACCCUGCACUGUAUAAAGUAAACGAGACGUGUGAGUUACUUCAGAUGGAUCAGAACCCGAAGUAAUGGAAUUAUGGGAAAUAGCAUUAACGCUAGCAUCUGGAAGCAGAACUUGAUAGUUGAGCUACUCUACAUCAUUUUCAAUAAAAUACAGACCAAAUGGACACAUUUUCCGUACGGAAGAAACCACCCAAGUAUAUAUAGUCUGAUAUUACCUAAAUUUGUUGGAAAAAGCAUUGAUGUUAUCGUAAACUGAUUAUUAUUAUUAUUUUGUACCUAUCGCUUAAUUAACUUGGCAUUUAAAUAUCGGCGGGAGCAUUUUUAUAACACUUUUUGACGAUGCAGCACGUUGGAUACCUUGUAAUUCAAGAUAAGAGCAAAUUGCAUUUUUUUUUGGUGCAAAAUUUUGUAGGGCAAUUUCUUAAGAACUCUUUCACAUGGUUAUUCUAUUCUUUUAAAUAUUUUUUCAGUGACUUAUAAACUUUUGUUUGCCCUGUGGAGCAGACCUCCCCUUUCUCCAACUUUUUUGUAUGUCUUGGCUGGAAAACUGUUUUGAAAUUUUUUUUAUUAUUAUUAUUAUUAUAUAUUUUUUACUCUGUCUUUGCCUUUUACUGCACUUAAACUCUUUGUAACAUUUCUUGUCAAGUUUCAAAGCUGCUAGAGAGCCUUUGCAUCCCUUCAUGUACAUUAAAUGAGACACAUUUCCCUGUCCACAUAUUAAUGUGUAAAUUGAACAUGAAACAAAAAAUUAUUUUUGAAUUUCGUAACAAUUUAAAGCUGUAUAUUAAACCUCCAAAAUAAAAGAACAUUUUAUUAUUA